Molecule: messenger RNA, 2885 nt
Organism: Chlamydomonas reinhardtii
Lineage: Eukaryota; Viridiplantae; Chlorophyta; Chlorophyceae; Chlamydomonadales; Chlamydomonadaceae
Exons: 3
Coding region: 320-1513 (397 amino acids)
Source: RefSeq, a predicted model, not a curated record
CUCUACAUAUGCAUUUGACUCGUUUUCUGUCGACCACAUACCGGUGCCCGCCCAGCCUGCCGUUUUCGGUCAAUGUUAUUCUGCCAUGCGGCACCUGGCAUGUCAUAAUAGUGUCUUUCAAUUUUGAAGAGACGAGGCGCACUCACUCGUCGCCGUGCGGCUGGCCAGCCCCGCAAGCUUGGCAGUGCGCGCUCAGCUCCUGCGCUGCUCGACAGCAUUCAAUUUGGGCCGCUGCCGAUAACCUCUGGCGCGCUCCCGCGCCCUGCGCACGCUAAGCCGGCCGCUCAGCCGGACUGGCCCCCUGUGCCUCCUGGCUUCCAUGUUGCCGACACGGCGGCUGUCGGCGGUGGUUUCAUCGCUGCCUUCUUUCAUGGUAGCUUCCGGCGACCACCGCGUUGCGAGCGCGCCAGGCAGCCCCUUCGCCGCCGUCGCGCACAUACCGCAUGCUACCAGCCCCAAAGCGGUUGACACGGUGACUGACGGGAGAGCGCACAGCUGUCCACCCGGUGUGGAGAAAAGGCAGGCUGAUGCGUGUGGUGCUAGCCAUGCGGCAGCAGCUGCGACGUUGGAAACAUGCGCGCAGCGUGACGGGAAGGGCGCUGCAGACGGUUGCUCCGACGGGCGUCGGCCGCUCGCGGAAGGCGAUGUGCCCGUGUUGGAGUUCGUGCCCGCCGCGUCCUUGCCGGUCCUGUCCAUGAGAGUCCCUGCGGACCUGGAUCAACUGGCCACGGCACUGUCCUCACCCAUAGCCGCCUCCGCCGCCCUGCGGGCGGCGGACGGCGAGCUGCUGCUGCUGCAAGCAGCCGGCGCCAUCAACCCACCCGACGUCAGCGCAGUGCGCACCGAACCUGGCGCCUCCGCAGCAGCACCAGGCGGGAAGGCGGCGAGCAGGAGCUUGGGUGGCGCAGAUGUGUGGGAGUCGGUGGAGGAGCCGACGCUGGCCCUGGGCCUCUUGGCAGUGCCGGGUGCUGCUGAAGAUGCCGUGGCGGCGGCGGCGGCUGGCGCCGCUGGCGCGAGCGCGGGCGCGGGCGGUAGCAGGAGCCUGGCGGUCAGCAGGCUACUGGCCACAGUGGCGUUCCCUCCAGCAGCAAAAGCGGAAACAGCACCGGUAGGAGAACGGGAGAGUAAUUGGCACGACCGGGAAGCAGCAGAGGAAGCAGAGGGCUCCGACGCCAUGAAUGGCAACAGCAGCACUGGCCGCGCCGCGGCCGUGGUUGUGUGCUUCAGCAGGAGCCUGCUGGCAGUGGCAGAGGAAGCGUGCGCUGGAGUGGAGGUACUACCAGCCACCACCACCUGCCUCGCCAGCGUCAGUGGCGCCCUUGCAGCUGCAGCUGCAUCGUCCCACGCAGCUGCUGCUCCGAUUGGGGGCCGCGUGCGGAGUGGCGGCGCCCGCGACUCGUUCCGACGGGGCCUGUUCGAGGGGACGGUGCGCGGUGGCGUGCCCCGCUUCAGCCCCUGGGAGGUGUGCGGGUCGGGCCCGUGGGCGCGGCUGCAGUCGGCUGGUGGGUGCUGAUUGCUGUCGGACAUGUGAAUGUGCAGGCCUGUGCACAGCUGCUGCGCGCAUUGACAUGCACGCGCGCCAGGGCAGGGCACGAAACUGCCGCGAAUUGCGAUGUUCGCUGUGAUUUGCCUUGGUAUGCGUGGUCACAGACGUUAGGCAUGUGGCACCAAGCCAGUGCGACCGUGUGGCCGGGGCAGGGCCGGCCGGGGCAAGAGCCUGCAACAAGCAUGGUUACGAAGGCGUGCGUUAGUGGUAACCAUUUGGCGCACGUGCACCUUGGAGCACCGCAGUGCUCGCCUGCAUCUAUGCAACAGGGAAUGGUUCCUAUUUUGAGAUGUAAGGAUGGUUUGCAUAGAUUUUACACAUGCCUUCCUUCAAUGGUCUUUCAAUUGUUGCCGUAGCAGCAGAGGGUUUAGAGCAGUGUUUUAAUGCGGAUAUUGCUUAGCUGGCUCCAACUUGUUUCCGUGGCAAAUGUGAAAUGUAACAUAAGGUCAACGGCCUGCGUGUGUUUGGCUUGCACUAAUGGUCUGCGCGUGGCGCCAGGGCUGCUGGUGCAAGUGUCCGGCCUUCGAAGGCAGCGUGUGUUUUAAGGAGUUGAUGCUGGUGGCAAUCUCACAAACCUUGCACGACAUUAGUGCGGUGCCAGCAGAGUUGUUCCGCCUGGUAUUGAGAUACGCACACGCGUGAGCUUGAUUGCCGCUUGCCAGGCGGGUGUACGAGCUCCAUUAUGACAGCCCCAAACGAUUGAGCUUGGCGGAGUGGUGAAGAGAAGUCUUGUGACGUAUGUGUUGUCGGGGUCUGCCAGGAGUGCAGUGACCUGUUCCUAAGCAUGCAUUUUUUUAGGUGAGCAUGCGCAACUGCUGACAACGUACUUGAACGCCUGCUUUUGAGUCACUGUUUGUUGCGGUCAUGCCCACUGCUUGUGCGGGUAUGAGGCGUGCUCCUCGUUUGCCGUUACUGUAGAUAAAGCGCUGUAUGCGCCUUGUAGGGGUGGGCAGUACAGGCACGGGGCGAGGUGGAGCGCGUCUGGGCAAUGGACACUGGAAGAUUUCGAAAAACGGAACAUGAUAAUGGGGUCAGUUGGUACAGUUGCGUGGUGGUUGCGCGAGGCACUGGUUGUUAAGAUGUUGCUGGUCUAGGAAACAGGUGGUUGGGAAUAUUAUUCAUGUUUUGGAUGAGUGCCUGACAAAGACAGGUGCGGGGCUACCGGGCUAGCGACAACCGGCAGCAAGAAAUGAGGCGCCGCUUUUUGUAGGGAUGCCUAGAGAUUUGCUGGCGGCGUAGACAUGGUGGGUGUGGUCAAGCACGGGCAGGGAAGCGGCAGGGUUGAGGCUGCUGUGACCAUGCCUUGCUGUCCAUGUUUUACUUGUAAUUGAGUCGAAGU